Molecule: messenger RNA, 470 nt
Organism: Parasteatoda tepidariorum (common house spider)
Lineage: Eukaryota; Metazoa; Arthropoda; Arachnida; Araneae; Theridiidae
Source: RefSeq, a predicted model, not a curated record
UAAAUAUAGAUGGCUAUGGAGGUCGUAUGAAUAGUCCCAUGAAUGGUCGUUUUGGUGGAGGUUUCGGUCCUGUUGGUGGAAGAGCCUUUGGAGGAACUGGCCAUUGUGUGCACAUGAGAGGCUUACCUUUUAGAGCUAUUGAGCAAGAUAUUUAUGAUUUUUUUAGACCAUUAAAUAUAUCACCUAUAAGUGUUCGUUUGCGAAAUGACAGAAGUGGCCGUCCAUCUGGUGAAGCUGAUGUUGAAUUUGCAACUCAUGAAGAUGCUGUGAAAGCUAUGACUAGAGAUAAAGCAAAUAUGCGUAAGACAAUCACAUUGUUAUUACUAUUCAAAAUUGCAUGUUGCUGUAUUUUGGUCUCUCUUCUAAAUUGCAAAUUUAUUAUUUUUUUUCUUAAUAUAAAUUUUAUUUAUAACAGCACUUUCAUUUUGUGCUGCUGUUCUAAAGCUUGUUUCGUUAAUUUCUUAAUUUAA